UAUAAAUACUUUGUGUAGAGCCGCGUUCUUGGCAUUCAGAUUAAAGUAGAAGAUGAAAACAUCACUGAUAAUUGGAUUGAGCGCUUGCCUCUUGCUCGGUGCGGCUGUGGAUGCGCAGCAGACUUAUGAUGGCCGCAAUGGACCGCAUGUUUUUGGCAAGCCGGGCGAACAGGUUUAUAUUCGCGGUCAAAAUGAGGGACCUUACACUGUGCCCGGUGUGGGUGGCACUUUCCAGAAUUCAGCCGGCGGCGUUCAUGCCUAUACGGACGAGCGUGGCAACACUUAUGUGCAUAACAAGAAUGGCGGCAAGGGACAGUCUACACAUAGCAUAAGCGGACCCGAUCUAGUGGCUCAUCGCGGCCCACCUAGUGCUGGCGGCAAUCCAAGCACUGGCGACUAUCGUGGUAGUCGUCAAACGCAUAUAUCCCGUGGUGAUGGACGCUCUGUCAGUUAUGGACCUGGUGGUUUCCAUGCCAGUGGAGCUGAUGGACGCACUGUAUCUUAUGCUCGUGGUCGUCGUCAAACCCAUAUUCAGCGUGCUGAUGGACGCUCUGUCAGUUAUGGACCUGGUGGUUUUCAUGCCAGCGGAGCUGAUGGACGCAGUGUAUCUCAUUCUCGUGGUCGUCGCGACACAUACAUAGGCCGCCCUGAUGGACGCUCUGUUAGCCUUGGACAAGGUGGUUUUCAUGCUAGUGGAGCUGAUGGACGCAGUGUAUCAUAUUCUCGUGGUCGUCGUUACGUCGACUUUAGUGAUCCUGAUAGCUACACUCUCACCUAUACACCAAAUGGUAUCCAUGGCCUAAGUAGGACACGCACAAAUCCCAACGCUCAUUCACGCCAGCGUCAUCAAGCUGGAGUUUGGAAUGAUCGAGUUUCAGUUUGGAAACGUCCCGAUGGACGCACAGUAACUGUGGAUGCGGCUGGCAAUGUUAUCACAUCGGGCAGUCCCAAUGGACGCGGUCCACAAUACUAUCGAGGUUAAAAAUAGAACUGAGCGGAGCCUGUAUACUACUUAAAUGAAAUAGAUGUGUAUUAAUUAGGAAAAUGAACCUAAAAAUUUCGAAAAACAAUAAAAUAGUUACAAUAUUUAAA
Molecule: messenger RNA, 1092 nt
Organism: Drosophila busckii
Lineage: Eukaryota; Metazoa; Arthropoda; Insecta; Diptera; Drosophilidae
Product: immune-induced peptides-like
Source: RefSeq, a predicted model, not a curated record